AUGGCUUCUAAGCAGGUUACUCUUGGGUAUGUCAAGUCUUCUCAAACUACAUUAGGGUGCGGCGACAGCAGCAGACUAAAGUUCUUCGGAAAACCCAACGGCGAUGCAGCGAAACAACAAUCGAAACUCUCCUUUUCCACAAGACCGAAGCCUGCGAAGAAGGAUGUAGAGGCAAAGGAAGAGCCGCAGUCUUCGCCAGAGGAAGCGAAGAAGGAGCAAAAUGACGACGUCGAUUCGGAUGCAGAAGUGCGGGCACCUGUCAAGGAAGAGGCAGAGGCAGAUGAGGAUGCGAUGGAAGUCGACAGUACCACAUCUGAGUCGGGAAAGAAGAGGCAAAUCAAAGAGGAAGCAGAGGAGGAGUCCGAAGAGGAACCUCCAACGAAACGACAACGAAGGAAACCUGCGGAAGAGAAGAAGAGCCCAGAGAAAGCAGCUACGAAGCCAAAAUCCGACAGAGCACCCGCAAAAUCAAAGAAGGCGGCCGCCAAACCGAAAGCUGUAGUACCAGAAGACGACGACGAGGAAGUGUCAGCACCAGCCAAGGUCGGUGAGGGCAAGAAGACAGAGGCGAGAUCAUCACCCGUACCUGCAGAUGAUGAUGCCGAAUUGAACAAAGAAGAAGAGGACGACGUGGCAAGCUCAGAGGAAGAGCCAGAGGAAGUCAAGACAAAGGCGAGGAAGAAGGUCCAGACUACUCUUUCGUCCAACACCAAAGACCCAUAUCCUGACUGGAAACCCGGUGAGCCAGUGCCAUACGCCGCACUUUGCACAACGUUUUCGAAAAUCGAGAUGACGACAAAGCGUCUCGAGAUUCUGGCCCAUUGCUCGCUCUUCCUCCGUCAAGUGUUACGAUUAACGCCAUCUGAUAUGCUACCGACUGUCAUGCUCAUGGUCAAUAAGCUCGCAGCCGACUACGCGGGCAUCGAGCUGGGUAUCGGCGAGUCUCUCAUCAUGAAGGCUAUUUCUGAGAGUACCGGACGGAAUUUACAACAGAUCAAGAGUGACCAGAACGAGAUCGGCGAUCUAGGACUCGUUGCGGCGAAGAGUCGAUCGAAACAACCCACCAUGUUCAAGCCCAAAGCUUUGACUAUUGAAGGCGUACGCAAGGGACUAAUGGGCAUUGCUACUGUUGAAGGACAAGGAGCCCAAGGGCGCAAGGUCGACGGCAUCAAGAAGCUCUUGUCAGCAGCUGAUGCGCACAACUCUGGGAAGCAUAUUGAUAUCGAAAAGGACAAGGGCGGACCUAGUGAAGCCAAGUUUAUAGUCCGAACGCUAGAAGGAAAGCUUCGAUUAGGUCUUGCUGAGAAGACUGUCGUGGUCGCCGUAGCGCAAGCCAUGAUCUUCCAUGAGAUGUCACAAGAGGGCAAAAUACCAUCGACAGCAGACUUGGCAAAGGCCGAAGCCAUGCUGAAGACAGUCUACAGUGAGCUUCCCAGCUACGAAGUCAUCAUCCCGGCCAUGCUCGAACACGGUAUCAUGAACCUACGAGAGAACUGCCGUCUCCAGCCUGGUGUACCACUGAAGCCUAUGCUUGCAAAACCGACAAAGUCGAUCACAGAGGUACUCGAUCGUUUCGAAGGCAAGGACUUCACCUGCGAAUACAAGUACGAUGGUGAGCGGGCGCAGAUACACUUUGUUGCGCAUGAUGCAGAGAUAGAGCUGGCAACUGCAGCUCCUACGGCCGGCAAGAGUGACCGGGGUGUUUCAAACAUCUUUUCUCGAAACUCUGAGGACCUAUCGAAGAAGUAUCCUGAUAUUCUCGCCAAGCUACCGACCUGGGUCAAGGAAGGUACGAAGAGCUUCGUUCUUGAUUGCGAGACGGUUGCCUGGGACAUGGUGGAGAAGAAGGUGUUGCCGUUCCAACAGCUCAUGACGCGCAAGAGGAAGGAUGUCAAGGUUGAGGAUGUGAAGGUCAAGGUUUGCGUCUUUGCUUUCGAUAUCCUCUACCUCAACGGUGAGGCCCUCGUGACCAAGUCCUUCCGUGAGCGCCGCGGGCGUCUCAACGAAGCUUUUGCACCUGUUGAAGGGGAGUUCGCAUUCGCCAAGUACGGCAACACGAAUGAGUUAGAGGAGAUACAAAUCCUCCUCGAAGACUCCGUAAAAGAAGGCUGCGAAGGCCUCAUGGUAAAGAUGCUGGACGGCCCGGAGUCCUUCUACGAGCCAUCGAAGCGCUCGCAGAACUGGCUGAAGGUCAAGAAAGAUUAUCUUGCUGGUGUUGGCGACUCUCUAGAUCUCGUCGUCCUAGGAGCAUACUACGGCAAAGGCAAGCGUACAAGUUGGUAUGGCGCCUUCCUUCUCGCCUGCUACAAUCCUUCAACCGAGAAGUACGAGACAGUGUGCAACAUCGGUACCGGUUUCUCCGAAGCCAUUCUAGAAACCCUGCACAAGACACUAUCCGAAAUCGUUAUCGAUCGCCCCAAACCUUUCUAUACACACUCCACCGGCAACAAGGACCAGCCCGACGUCUGGUUUGAGCCGCGCUACGUCUGGGAAGUCAAGACGGCCGAUUUGACUCUGUCACCGCGGUACAGGGCUGCUGCAGAUGAAGUCUCUGGCGGUGGUAAAGGUGUCAGUCUGAGGUUCCCUAGAUUUAUCAAAGAGAGAGAUGACAAGAAGCCAGACCAGGCCAGCUCGAGUCGCAUGAUUGCUGAAAUGUAUCAGAGACAGGAGAGCGUCAGCAAGAAUAAGGGACCGAGUGCCGAUGAUGACUUUGAGUAUUGA
Molecule: messenger RNA, 2721 nt
Organism: Alternaria atra
Lineage: Eukaryota; Fungi; Ascomycota; Dothideomycetes; Pleosporales; Pleosporaceae
Exons: 3
Coding region: 1-2721 (906 amino acids)
Biological process (GO): DNA biosynthetic process; lagging strand elongation; DNA repair
Cellular component (GO): nucleus; mitochondrion
Molecular function (GO): ATP binding; DNA ligase (ATP) activity; DNA binding
Source: RefSeq, a predicted model, not a curated record